Molecule: messenger RNA, 1809 nt
Organism: Aspergillus pseudotamarii
Lineage: Eukaryota; Fungi; Ascomycota; Eurotiomycetes; Eurotiales; Aspergillaceae
Exons: 2
Coding region: 1-1809 (602 amino acids)
Biological process (GO): positive regulation of transcription by RNA polymerase II
Cellular component (GO): nucleus
Molecular function (GO): DNA-binding transcription factor activity, RNA polymerase II-specific; transcription cis-regulatory region binding; zinc ion binding
Source: RefSeq, a predicted model, not a curated record
AUGACAGUCUACCGAGUCCGAUUCGCCUCAACAGGCGAACCUUGCCGGAAUACUGUCAGGUCCGAGUCGGUCAUCGGAUCCCGUCCCCUCGAUACGCUAGAGUCCUUACCCACGCGACAGAGGAGCCGCUCGGGCUGCCGCGAAUGUCGACAACGAAAAGUCAAGUGCGAUGAGACGUUUCCUGUGUGUCAGCGCUGCCAGCGGCGAGGGUCCGUCUGCCAGCCCACCUUACGCACCGCUCAAUGGCAGGUCGAAGUUCCGUGGCUGGCGGAUUCCCCCGUGAAAACCAUCUCCCUGGCGCCAAUCGCAGACACCAACGUUGAUGCACGGCUAAUGCGCUACUGGCUUGAGGCAACCAGUCAGAUGCUGUCUGUCGAUUCCAGCAACAACCCUUUUUCAUUCCCUAUCCUCAAAUAUGUGGCUAGUUCUCCGUCUCUGGCCCACUUUCUUCAGUCCGCCAGUGCAGCACAGGAAGCAUAUUUCCACCAGCCUCAAAUGUCAGUGAGCCUGGCAAAACGAGGUCAGGCACUUUCGGCGUUGCGACAGGAACUCCAAACCCGCAGCAGCUCUUUAUCACAGUGCUUUCUUACCCUCCUGAUGCUCGGCAUGUCCUCGUCGUGGAUGGCAAUGGACCCCACGGACUAUGGAAGGGAGCACCUUCUCGCCGCACCAGCGGUAGCGGACAUGAUCUUGAAGCAGAGGGAUGCGAACAACGAGGAGUUAGAUCACCUCACCAUGGGGAUUUAUGUCUACUGGGAUAUGGCUUGUGCCUUUUGCUUGGACCCCGUAGAUCAUCCUAUUGAACGGGACAGCUCACUUGAGACAUACGUGAAGCAAGCUCGUCAUACGUUUCACCCUAUUACCACUCACUCGAUAGACCUCUAUCAUCUCCUCGGACAGGUCGGUCGGUACUGCCGAGUGAUCGUGGACGGUGGUGGUCGUGACCUCGUCUUUGAACUUUAUUCCGAGGAGCGUCUGAACGAAUACGAAUCCAUUGAAACCGACGCGAUGGCCAAGUCACUCACUGAAGCCUUCCGCAAACAUGGUCUUCUCCUGCUGUACCGCUUCUGCGGAACCCCUGGGGUCUGUCAACCUAGCAGCCAAAAACUGACCCAGACAGAAAAUUACAUACACCAGCUCGCAAUUGAGAUCGUUGAGCUUAUAUUGCAAAUCAAGUCCAAUUCACCUUAUGUGAACAUCCAGGCCGUACCACUGUUGAGUGCUGGUGCAGAAAUGACAUCACUUGACACCUUUCAGCGCAAUCAGAUCAGGCAAAGGCUCAAAGAGGUAUACUCGACGAAUCGCUUAGUGCCCACACUGUGGGUUCUCGAGCUCCUGGAAGAGUUAUGGGAAGUUCACGAUGCUGGAUUGACACAUAUGACGUGGCUAGAGUUAAUGUUGAACAAGAAUUGGAGGUUAAGGACAAAGACGGCCAUACAAACAGAUGAUGAUCCGAGUAACAGCACAAGUGAGAAUGUUUCGCCGUCGGGCGAACAGGAUAGGGUAGUCGAGGGGGCAAAGGUUGAUCUCAGCGGCGUUGCGCAGACCCUCCUCAUUACUCUGAUUGCCCAAGCCUAUGAAUUCUCCACCGCUCGACCCAGUCUCGGCGAUCCAUACACUAAAGAUGCACCAGAGCGGCUUAAAUUCGAUGUCACGAAGAUGACUAUGACACCAAACCAGAUGGCGAGCAUCGCUCUUCGAACGAGCCAUUUCGACCGAUUGACUUCGGAUUUCCUGAAGCAUAAUCCGGACACCACUGUUCUGCAUCUAGCACGUGGCCUGGAUAGCCGGAUAGACCGUGUGAAAUAG